This is a messenger RNA of Planococcus citri (citrus mealybug), 3272 nucleotides long. It is a transcript of the gene ABCD, whose product is annotated as ATP binding cassette subfamily D. Gene Ontology annotation, cellular component: peroxisomal membrane. Gene Ontology annotation, biological process: long-chain fatty acid import into peroxisome; fatty acid beta-oxidation; peroxisome organization. The coding region runs from base 273 to 2579 and encodes 768 amino acids. The record is from RefSeq and is a predicted model, not a curated record. NCBI's taxonomy places the organism in Eukaryota, Metazoa, Arthropoda, Insecta, Hemiptera, Pseudococcidae. Gene Ontology annotation, molecular function: ATP hydrolysis activity; ABC-type transporter activity; long-chain fatty acid transmembrane transporter activity. The transcript is spliced from 11 exons.
CAUUAGUUACGCGCUUCGGUGAUACCGUACAAGUUGUGGGAACGUGCUUCGUUUAUUUUUAUCAACUGCGUGUGUUCGUUGUGCGGUAGUUUAGUGUUUUUUUUUUUUCAAUAAAAUCAUUAUUAUUAUAUCAUUGUGAUCUUUAAAAAAUAAAUUACGAGAUGAUUCGUUUCCAGAUAGAAAUAACGUCUCAAUCCAACGAAUCGCCGUUUCGUAUUUCAAGUAUGUAGAAAAAUUGAAAAUCGGUUACUUGAAAAUUAUUUACCGUCGCAAUGUCAUCGAUAUUUUCGAAAUAUUUGCGCGACAACGGCGUACCGGGAAAAAUAAUCGGUAACCGAGAAUAUUUAAGCAAAGCGUUGAUCGCGUCUUCACUCAUCUUAUACGGAUGUAAAAUAAGUUACCCGAUAAUCAAGAAAGUUUGCCAUUCGCCGAAAAAUGAUCAUCGUCUUAAACCAAACACGAACGGAGUAUGUUCCAUUGAACAGCAGCAGAACGACAACAACACGGAUCCAUUGAUCGAUAACAAUAACAAAAGCUGCGUCGUAAAUGGUAACCUAGUCGGCGAUAAGAACUAUAACAUGAAGAAUAACAAAGUCGAUACUCAAGUCAGCAAAGUACCAGCUAAAAAGCAAACCAACGGUGUACGAGCUUUGGUACCCGGCUUCGACAGAGAUUUCAUCAGACGGCUGUAUUAUUUAAUUAAGAUUAUGGUACCGAAAACAUUCUGCUUCGAAACUUUCCUACUAGCUGUGCAUACUGGAGCGUUAACUUUACGAACAUUGAUGUCGAUUCAUGUGGCCAAUAUGGAAGGACAUAUAGUGAAAUACAUCGUGCAAAAGGAUGUGAAAAAUUUUUCCUUCAUGUUACUUAGAUGGCUAGCUUUCGCUAUCCCUGCAACGUUCAUCAAUUCUAUGAUUAGAUAUUUGGAAUGCAAACUUGCCCUGUCAUUCAGAUCUCGUUUAGUGAAUCACGCGUAUAAAUUAUAUUUUCAAGAUGAAACGUAUUAUCGAGUCAGUAACAUCGACGAUCGAAUCGAAAACGCAGACCAUCGAUUAACCGAAGACAUAACAGCAUUCGCAACAUCGGUCGCUCAUUUGUAUUCUCAUAUUACGAAACCUCUAUUCGAUUGCGCUCUCGUGGCGUACGCUUUAGCCAAAUCCAGCAAAGAAAUGGGAGCCGCCGUUAUACCAGGACCUCUGCUGGCAACCGUGAUGAUAACGAUAACGGGAGAAAUUUUGCGAUACGUUUCCCCAAAGUUUGGAGCCAUGGUAGCCAUAGAAGCCGAACGAAAAGCAUACCUCAGGCAUAUACAUACCAGAAUCAUAACGAAUGCCGAAGAAAUAGCAUUCUACAAAGGACACGACGUCGAACUGUUCCAUUUGCAGAAUGCUUUCCAAUCUUUGGUCAGGCAAAAAGAUCGAAUAUUUUUGCAGAAAUUAUGGUACGUCGUGUUAGAACAAUUUUUAAUGAAAUAUGUAUGGAGUGGCACCGGAAUGGUGAUCGUUUCGUUACCAAUAUUGACUGGAGGUGGCAAAGCGUCUAGAAAUUCAGGUAGCAACGGUAAUGCGGAUGUGGGUAUCAGCGAAAGAACUCAGUACUUUACUACAGCCAGAAAUUUAUUAAUAUCUGGAGGAGAUGCUGUUGAAAGGCUCAUGUCAUCGUAUAAGGAAAUCGUCGAAUUGGCCGGUUACACUUACAGGGUUAGCAUGAUGUUCGACGUAUUCGAGGAUGUUCGUAAAGGUGACUAUGUCAGAAAAGGUAUCGUCGCAGCUACCAAACAACGUGCAUCGUGUCCUUUGCGAUUCAACUCGAACGGACAAAUUAUCGCCUUAGGUAUCAUUGAAAAUAGCUCAGAUGGUAGCAUACGUUUAGAAGACGUACCAAUAGUGACGCCAAACGGCGACGUCGUAGUUCCUAGCCUCACGUUAACUAUCACGCCCGGAAAUCACCUGCUCAUCACCGGACCGAACGGAUGCGGCAAAUCGUCUCUGUUUCGUAUUCUCUCCGGAUUAUGGCCCGUUUACUAUGGAAAACUAGUCAGACCUUCUGGUUGUUGUAUGUUUUACAUACCGCAAAGGCCGUACAUGUCGCUGGGCAGUUUACGAGAACAAGUCAUUUAUCCGGACACGUUAUCGAAUAUGCGAAAAAAAGGUAUAACCGAUCAAGACUUGGAAUUAUGUUUGGAAAGAGUACGACUUUCUUACCUAAUAGUCAGAGAAGGAGGCUGGGACGCUUCGGCCGAUUGGAAAGAUAUAUUAUCCGGUGGAGAGAAACAAAGAAUGGCCAUUGCUAGGUUAUUCUAUCAUAAACCUUCAUUUGCAUUACUAGACGAAUGUACUAGUGCUGUAAGUAUGGACGUUGAAAGCAACAUGUACCAGGCAGCUAAAGACGCUGGAAUAACUUUACUCACCAUAACGCAUCGGCCUUCUUUAUGGAAAUUCCACACCGAAAUCCUGCAAUUUGACGGCGAAGGUGGAUGGGCACUUUCAUCAUUAAAUGAAUCACCGUCAGUUACGAUAACGGAAAUUGCCGACCAUGACGUUAACGUUGAAAAAUCAACUACCAAGACUGAAAACUGAACAUGGUUACUGGAUCUUAGUUGAAUUCUUGCCAAACUAUAGCUCUCAAUUUUUUAUACCUAACUGGAUUUUAUUUAUUUUUCAUUUUUUCCUGCUGUUUUUGUUUUAAUUUUACGUAUUAAUUUUUAUACAUAUGUUACAAAUGCGAAAACGUACGUUAUACAUUCAUUCAUUCCUCUUUAUACAUUAUAAUGUUAAAUGUUACUAUAUAUAUCCGUGUAUUUUGUAUUGGUAAGUUACUAUACCUAUUUUACCGCUUUAUGGCGAUAGCGUGUGAAUUAUUUGAAUACCUAGCGAAUUCUUUGUAAUAAUUUCGUUUUCGUUGCGAAACUAAUCGCCAAUUUUUCUUUUUUUAUGAUCGAUUUAUGUGAAAUUUAAUUUCAUUUUUUUUUUAAAAGUACGCCUUCUUUCAGAGUAGAGAAAUUGCAUCAUGUCGUACACGUUUUGUACUGUGAUACCGAGGAUUGUGUAGAGCUUAGCCUUAAAAUUAUCGUAUGGAAAUGUUACAAAUAUUAUUAAACGAAACACAAGAGUGUAUCGUUUGUAGUAAAAAAUCAUAUCAAAUCGUAUUGUUACCAUGUUAAAUUUAGAAUUUUCAUUGAUUUAGGUCUAAUACUUUAUAAUGUACCUACUACGUAUGUACUUACUUAACUUGUAAUUUUUUUUCCUCAAAUUAAAAAUACGCAGUGUAAA